This is a messenger RNA of Chrysochloris asiatica (Cape golden mole), 447 nucleotides long. It is a transcript of the gene NME5, whose product is annotated as NME/NM23 family member 5. The coding region runs from base 1 to 447 and encodes 148 amino acids. Lineage: Eukaryota; Metazoa; Chordata; Mammalia; Afrosoricida; Chrysochloridae. Gene Ontology annotation, biological process: negative regulation of oxidative stress-induced intrinsic apoptotic signaling pathway. The transcript is spliced from 5 exons. The record is from RefSeq and is a predicted model, not a curated record.
AUGGAGUUAUCAAUGCCCCCACCACAGAUAUAUAUCGAAAAAACUUUGGCCAUUAUCAAGCCAGAUAUUGUUGACAAAGAGGAGGAGAUACAAGAUAUUAUUCUCAGAUCUGGAUUCACCAUUGUUCAGCAAUGUCAUGUUAGUCUAAGAGCAAUUUAUGGUACAGAUGAUCUAAGGAAUGCACUUCAUGGGAGUAAUAACUUUGCUGCAGCAGAAAGAGAAAUUCGAUUCAUGUUUCCUGAAGUGAUAGUUGAGCCAAUUCCAGUUGGACAAUCUGCUAGGGAUUAUUUAAAUUCAUAUGUAAUGCCAACUCUGCUUGAAGGACUCACAGAGCUUUGUAAGCGAAAACCAGCAGAUCCUUUCACUUGGUUAGCUGAUUGGCUGCUGGAAAAUAAUCCUAACAAACCAAAACUCUGUCAUCGUACAACUACAGAAGAACCUUAUUAA